Messenger RNA from Lactuca virosa, 1788 nucleotides. The record is from the annotation of a GenBank genome assembly. Lineage: Eukaryota; Viridiplantae; Streptophyta; Magnoliopsida; Asterales; Asteraceae.
AUGGGAGACGAGGAUGGCUGCAUCUUGGAUUCUAUCGGUUUUGAUCGGUUUUCGUCGACCUCAACCAUCACGGCCCUCAUGGAGAUUACACCUAUGGAAAUUAACCCACUAGUCAACAUAGAAAUGCAACCAGAAUAUUUUGACACACCAUUGGAUGAAAUGGACAUGGACAUGGACACAGAGCAACCUACCAAAAGAAGAAAAAAGAAAUCAAUAGUUUGGGAAUUUUUCACAAUUGUAAACGUGGGUGAAGGCGUUAGAAAGGCCUGUUGUAAACACUGCAAACAUUUAUUCUCAUACGGAAAGGGCUCAAAAGUUUCGGGCACCAGCCACCUCAAACGCCACAUCGCCAAGGGCGGCUGCCCGGUUGCCCUACGUGACCAAAACCUUGACCCGUUAAACCCAUUGGCAGUGACCCCAACGAUCAAAACACCUAAACGCCGGUACAGAACCACCACCACCGCCGCCACUGCCGCCCCAUACACCGCCUUCAACCCCGCCACAUGCCGCCAAGAAAUGGCCCGAAUGAUCAUACUCCAUGACUACCCACUUGAAAUGGUGGAACAUCCAGGGUUCAUGGCUUUUGUUCAUAACUUAAAUCCCGGAUUUGAAAUUGGUAACUUUGGUAGAAUUCAAGGCGAUUGUGGGGCGACUUAUUUGAAAUUAAAGGAAAGGAUUUGGAAUCUGAUUGAAGGAAUGCCGGGGAAUAUUUCUCUCACACUUGACUUAUGGAACUCUUCACAUACAACUGGUUACAUUUUUGUAACCGGACAAUUCAUCGAUAGCGACUGGAAAAUGCAUCGGAAGCUACUAAACGUCGUAAUGGAACCGUACCCCGAUUCCGAUUCCGCCUUCUCCCAUGCCGUUUCCGCUUGUCUUUCCGAUUGGAACAUCGAAGGGAAACUAUUCUCCAUCACUAUAAACCAGCCCGUUAGUGAUUCCGGCCUCGAUAGUCUUCGAAAUUUAAUCUCUGAAAAGAACCCAAAUGUCCUUAACGGUCAAUUACUCCUCACAGACUGCUUGGCCCGUUCUUUAAUGUUUAUCGCGCAAGGCGCGAUAAACGCGGGCCAAGAGACUGUGAAGAAAGUUAGAGACUGUGUGAAGUACGUGAAAACAUCGGAAUCAUUAGAAGAGAAGUUUGUUGCUUUAAAACAACAACUUCAAGUAAUGAGUACUAAAUCUUUAUCACUCGAUGAUCAAACACAAUGGAAUACAACUUACGAAAUGUUGGUAUCGGCAUCGGAGUUGAAAGAAGUGUUUUCUUGUUUGGAUACUUUAGAGCCCGAUUACAAUAAAAUCCCAACUCAUGAAGAUUGGAAAGUUAUCGACAAUCUUUGCACGUAUUUAAAGCUAUUUUACAAUACUGCAAAUCUGCUGACAUCAUCGAGUAUACCUACGACUAAUAUGUUCUUUCAUGAAGCAUGGAAGAUUCAGUUAGAACUCGCCCGGGCCUCCACUAGUGAAGAUGAUGUCAUUAGCAACAUUACAAAACCGAUUCAAGAAAAUUUCAAUAAAUAUUGGAAAAAUUGUUGUUUGGUUUUAGCGAUUGCAGUUGUUAUGGAUCCGAGGUUUAAAAUGAAGUUGGUUGAAUUCAGUUUUACAAAGAUUUAUGGGGAGAAAGCGGUUUCUUAUAUAAACACUGUGGAUGAAGGGAUUCAUGAGCUUUUUUCAAAGUAUGCCGGACAUCCUUUGCCACUCGCUUUACUAAAUGGGGACUCUGGAAUCGGUGAUUCCGGAGCUGUGAAACAAGAAGAUGAUGCGGGUGUGGGAGGAUAUGGAAAUAAAUAG